AUGCACGCCAACGCCUUUUCGGAGGAAGACAGCUACGCUACGCUGACGGGCCUGGAGGAGAAGGAGGGUUCCUCCGGCCUGGGCCUGAAGGUGGUUUCGAAAGCGAUCGACACUCUCUUCGCAUUCGAGCCGUUCUUCGAUUACAUGGUGGAAGAGGCGCGCGAGAAGAUAGUGAAGCGGUCCUACACUCUCGGGGUGGGGUGGGCGGAGAACGUGGACGGCAUGAGGCGCAAUAUGGACGAGCUCCAGGGCGAGUACGACCGGCUGCUGGACGCCAAGGUGUCAACACCUUCCUACUACUACGCGCCGUUCCACUGCUACCCGGAAGGCAACCUCUCGUGGCAGGCCGCGCUCGAAGUCGAGCCCUCCGCCAUCUGUGUCCACGCCGACAUCUACACGGGGAAGAAAGGGGUGUACGAGCGCCACGGGGACGACAAGCUGCGGGGGAACUUUCACCAGAGGAUGAAGGAGAUGCUCAAGGGUCCCGAGCCCAAGGAUAUCCUCGACAUCGGGUGUUCGACGGGACUGUCAACCCUGAAGCUGGCGGAGACCUUCCCGUCGGCGAGGAUCACCGGGGUGGACCUGUCGCCGCACAUGCUUGCCGUGGGGCGUUACUUCCUCCGGACGAGGGAGGAGCAGCGCCACGCGAGGGGCAGGAUCGAGUACCUGCACGCCGCCGGGGAGAUGACGGGGAUGGGGGACGCGUCCAUGGACCUCGUCUCGUUGUCGCUGACGAGCCACGAGCUGCCGGCGGACGCCACUAGGUAUGGGUGUUUUGUGCGUGUGUUGGGAGAAGCGAGCGCCGGUAGGAUUAUUCUUGGUGGGGGAGGGGGGUGCGUGUAG
This is a messenger RNA of Ectocarpus sp. CCAP 1310/34, 843 nucleotides long. The record is from the annotation of a GenBank genome assembly. Lineage: Eukaryota; Phaeophyceae; Ectocarpales; Ectocarpaceae.